GCGAUUAGUCGCUUGUCGGCAAGGUGAUUGGUUGAGCAGAAAUAUGGUUUUCAUGUUACGUCCAGGAAUUAUAUAUAAAUCAACAGCUUUCUCUUUCUCGCCAGUUUACAUUAAAUUAUGAUCUGGCAUAAGUUUUUUACAUAUUUGAACACCAUAAAUUUAGUUUUUAUUAUGUUCGAAAUGCAUGAAUUAGAAGCAGCACCAGUCGGUCAAAAUUAUAUUGUUAUUAUUGAUGCUGGCAGCAGCGGCUCAAGAAUGUUCGUCUACACAUGGAGGACGAAAGCAGAGUCACUGAGUGGACUAGAAGAUGUGGAAAUUUUGAAAGAUGUAAACGGAAGUUCUGUGGUGAAGAAAAAAUCCCCUGGUCUUUCGAGCUUUGGAGACAAGUUGUCUGAUAUUCCUGCUUACAUAUCUGAAUUGCUGGAUUAUGCUGGUUCACAUAUCCCUUUGACAAGUCAACCGUCAACCCCAUUAUUCAUUAUGGCUACUGCAGGAAUGAGGCUUCUUCCACAGACAAAACAAGAUGUGAUUUGGAAAACUGUCCGAAGUCAUGUGAAGUCCGCAUACAAAUUUCAGUUUAGAGACUGUCAUGCCUACACUAUAUCUGGCACAGAAGAAGGUUUGUUUGGGUGGAUCGCUGUGAAUUACCUUCUUGGGCGGUUUCGUUUACUUCCCGGGGAUAACGGGCCUACUAAACAACCUACCAACGGUAUGCUUGAUAUGGGUGGAGCUAGUAUGCAAAUCGCUUAUGAAGUACAAUCGACAGAUAACCUACCAUCCAACUUAAUAUCAGAGUUUUCUCUACAGAAAAAUUGGUUUUCUACGAGUCAACAAUACAAGCUCUACGUUAAAAGUUAUCUCGGUUUUGGAAUGAAUGCAUUUCGACAAAGGUAUGAAGAAUACCUCUUCUGGACGUAUGGCACGGGUAUUAAUGGUAAAUUAAAUACAUCAAAUGUUGAGGAUCCUUGCUUACUUCAAGGCUUUGAUGUACAGAGUAAACUUGCUUCUCGUGAGAACCCUGAACCAGCGAAUGAAAUAUUUUCUGUUCAAUAUACAGGAGCAGGUGAUGUGGAAAAAUGUUUGCGAAAUAUAGAACCUUUACUUAAUUUAAAUCAAAGUUGUUCCCCAUUGCCAUGUGCAAUUGAUAAUAUUGUGCAAUUAGAUCCAGACUUCAAUUCAAUGGAAUUUUAUGGUCUUAGUGAAUUUUAUUAUACGUUAGAAUCAUUGAAAAUGAUUCCCCCUGUUCAGUAUAAUUAUACUUCAGUAUUAAACAAAAUCAAGGAAAUUUGUAGUACACGCUGGUCAACCUAUUUGUCGACACUUAGGAAGGAAAACCCAAAUUUAUCUGAAGAAAAAUUUAAUUCAUUUUUAAGCUUUAAAAAAUUAAUAUGCUUUAAAGCUUCAUAUUUAGUUAGUGCAUUUCAUAAAGGGUUGCAUUUUCCAACUAAUUAUGACAAACUUAUUCCUACUCUUGAGAUUAACAAAACCGAAUUACAAUGGAGUUUAGGAGCUUUGCUAUAUAAAUUAAAAGCAACUACAAUAGAAGAAGAACAGCAGGGGAAAAUUAUUCUGAUCGUGAUGGUUAGUUUUUGUAUCGUAAUCGUCUCAAUACUAGUAGCCGUAAUACUUUACUUCAAAUUACGCAAUAAAUGUUCAAGUGCAACUAAACGUUUACAAAAUGGUUCAGUUACAACGAGUAUGAACAAUAUGGGAUCAAAUGUAAAAAAUAACGGUGAUACGUUAAGCCAAUCUGAUGAUAAAAUUCCAUCAUUCUAGAAUAGCCCUCAUCCAAAGAGCAUACGCUUGCUUGUUAUAUGUUAAAUGAGCAACCCCUUUGAAUCUUUGUUAAAGUUAUGUACUUAAACUUUUUUGAACGCUGAUCUGUGGAAACGGAUGAAAGAUAAGAUUCUAUUUUGUUGAGGUAUGCGCACUCAACUCUUAAGUUUGUAAUUAUUUUCUUUGAUUUAAUUACUUAUUUAUCAUAAUUAUUAUGUUUACUUCAUACUUAUCUUUAUUUUUGAUAAUAAAAAAUUAAACCAGUCUUGUCUCUUUAUAA
Messenger RNA from Schistosoma turkestanicum, 2056 nucleotides. The record is from the annotation of a GenBank genome assembly. Lineage: Eukaryota; Metazoa; Platyhelminthes; Trematoda; Strigeidida; Schistosomatidae.